Arvicola amphibius (Eurasian water vole) is the source of this 3479-nucleotide messenger RNA. RefSeq names its product potassium channel tetramerization domain containing 6 (gene Kctd6). Bases 2114 to 2827 code for a protein of 237 amino acids. Gene Ontology annotation, molecular function: cullin family protein binding. The transcript has 4 exons. Gene Ontology annotation, biological process: ubiquitin-dependent protein catabolic process; protein homooligomerization. The record is from RefSeq and is a predicted model, not a curated record. Lineage: Eukaryota; Metazoa; Chordata; Mammalia; Rodentia; Cricetidae.
UGGCACGAGCCCGCGGCCGGGCCUGGGUGGGGGACUCCGGGGACGCGCGGCCCGGCGCCGCGGGCUCCGGCUUGGGUUCGGGGCUCGGUGCGUGUGGCUGGCCGGGCUUGGCUUGCGGGCGACCGAGGAGUGCGGCCCGGCCCGGGACCCGAGGGUUCUGCGGGGAAAGGAUUGUUCUUUGGGGAGUGGCGCUUAUUGGCCGCCACUGUCCUAGUUUUAAAGCCUUGCCUUUGGGAUUUUCUGCACAGAUUGCAGCUUUCUGCUGGGGUUUUGGGAUGUCAGGGCGUUUUCGUGCUGGGUGUCAGAGGUGACCCAUGGUGUGGUCGUGAGGAGCCCCUGCAGCACCUGCUGGGCUGUGGCAGAGGAGGCUGUGUCUGCGGUGGGACGGAGAAACGAAACGUGACUGAGAUCCUGUUUGGAUAUUCUGCUGAAGUUGUCACGUUUCUGUUCACUACACCAGUUCACACAGCAAGUUGAUAAACCCAGUUGUAGUACUCGGUGAUGCAAGGUGUUUGCCUCACAAGUAGACCUGGGGUGAUCUGGCUUGGCUGAGAAUGUUUGGGAUAUCCCAAGCAUCUGUCUCCAACGAAUCUCCUUGGCAGGCUCAUCUUUUUCUCUAUUCUAGUAUGGGAAUAACGCUGCGGUAGCACAGGCCUGAUACUGAGAAGUGUUUUCUAAAGAGCACAAGUCCAGGUGGGCAGGUAGGUAGGCUGGGAGAAUAGCCUUUGAAAACCAGGUGCCCGCACGGUUUUUUAGUUGUGAUGCCUUAGGGUGAAAGAAAGCCAUAGAUGAUGGCAUCAAUAAGGUUUGUGGUUCGAAUUCUCUUAAAGCAUAUUUGAGCGGAAACACUAUCACAUAAAGCAAUCUUAUGGUCAUUCGUAUGUAUCUUUUGAUGUGUCUUAGAUUUUAAUAGCUGGGGUCUGUUUUAAAUGGAACACAUAAAUUUGUGUUCUGCUUUAUCUUGGAGACAACCCUGAGUCAUGCUUUCUAGAAGUUCCGAGAGUUCAUCUUUACGUUUAGUUCUUCCUAUUGUAGUCGCUGUGGGAACUCCUAGGAAGAGCACAGGCUGCCUUUCACCUCCAUGUUUGCCCUCUGUGCCCGACUUUACCGCUCAAAUUUUGUUUAUGCUUCCAGGAGUAAAGAGCCAUUUAUCAGGUUCUUACUUACUCUCUGCUGGAAGGCCGCACAGUGACUUCAGAACUCCGUUCCUUUUCACUGCCCCUAUUUUACCUAUGCUGUGUUUACUUUUGGGAAGGUCAUAAUAGCCCACUUUAGUGGAAACUGAGGGGAAGUGGAAUUUCAUGUUUGUUUGUUUGUUUUUAAUUUGACUCUGACAACACUUUAGCUGGAGAGUGUGUAUGCUUCUGAUUUGAUACUUUAGAAAUUUCCUAACUUCUUGUAAGUCUUUCUACUUUUCUGCCUUCAUCUCCUUUCUUCUAGGCCACAUGGUUGAGAGAGGGGGAGGAAGAGAAAAAAAAAAUCCAUCUCUGGUUUAGUUGUCGGUAAUUUAGCUUUAUAAUCCCAUUAUCCUUGUGUGCCUGGCGGCUUGUGCUGGCCUGCAUGUGGACUUUAACUCAGACGACUCCUUUAGAUGCCACUGAACCAAAUGCUAUAAAAAGUAUUUCACUUUCAAACUCCCACGUUUCCCAGAACAGAGAAAGUCAGUACAAAGGCAAUUUGGAAGGUUUCCAUUACAGCAUAUAGACUGUUGCAUGGGAGAAGGACUUUUGCUCUGGAGGCGUCUCAGUCUACACCAGAAGUAAGUCUAGAAUAUUUGUGUUAACGUAUUGUAGCCCCUAAAGCAGCUUUGCUGUGAUAAGAAGGAUACCACUGAGGGUUCUCACAUGCUUUUAAGUUGUUAGCUUACUGAAUUGUGCAUUCUUCAGAUUCGCUAGGUCAGUAAGUUCAUAAUUUCUCUCAGGCUUCUAGGAAUUCUUCAGGAUUUGUUUUUCGCAACUCCCUGCUAGCGUGCCGUCCGAGUUCCACACUAGUUUUAACCUUUGAAGCCUAAGCAUGGGACCUCAGGGUUGCCUUAGAGUCUUUGGGACGUGGAUUUAUUUGUAUCAAAGAGUCUUCCUGGUUCCUGGCCUCUGAGGGACCGGUGCUGGAGCAGAUGGAUAAUGGAGACUGGGGCUAUAUGAUGACUGACCCAGUCACGUUGAAUGUAGGUGGACACUUGUACACAACGUCCCUUACCACAUUGACACGUUACCCGGAUUCCAUGCUUGGAGCCAUGUUUGGGGGGGACUUCCCCACAGCCCGAGACCCUCAAGGCAAUUACUUCAUUGAUCGAGAUGGACCUCUUUUCCGCUAUGUCCUCAACUUUUUACGAACUUCAGAAUUGACCCUCCCCCUGGAUUUUAAGGAAUUUGAUCUUCUUCGGAAAGAAGCUGACUUUUACCAGAUUGAACCCUUGAUUCAGUGUCUCAAUGACCCUAAGCCUUUGUAUCCUAUGGAUACUUUUGAAGAAGUUGUAGAGCUGUCUAGUACUCGGAAGCUUUCUAAAUAUUCCAAUCCUGUGGCCGUCAUCAUAACCCAGUUAACCAUCACCACCAAGGUCCAUUCCCUACUAGAAGGCAUCUCAAAUUAUUUCACCAAGUGGAAUAAGCACAUGAUGGACACCAGAGACUGCCAGGUUUCCUUCACCUUUGGACCGUGUGAUUAUCACCAGGAAGUUUCUCUCCGGGUCCACCUGAUGGAAUACAUUACAAAGCAAGGUUUCACAAUCCGCAAUACUCGGGUGCAUCACAUGAGCGAGCGGGCCAACGAGAACACGGUAGAGCACAACUGGACUUUCUGUAGACUGGCCCGGAAAACAGAUGACUGAUUGCCAGUGCUGGGGAGGACUUCCUGUAAGCUCACGUUUGUUUGGGGACGUGGAAGAGACUGUUCUUGUUUUCUAAAUCAUAGUGUACCCCUCUUUUUAAUAUUUGUAUUUAUUUGAAGGCCUCGAGGACCAGAAGGAAGUUCCGUGUGUGAGCAGCCUUCUUGUUUUGUUCCAAAUAUGCAUGUGCCUGUUCAGAGUCUCCAGAAACCUUUUUUAUAAAAAGAGAGCUGAAAAUCAUUAUGAUAUAUAAUCUACCCUUAACAGUGCUAAAAUGAUUUCUGGUUACGUGAUCCCUAAUUCAACUGGAAGGCUAAAAAUACAGUAAUGAAAGAUUAAGCAGAGUAUUCAGGUCUUUGAGGAAAAUCAGAAUAUCAUGUAGGGUGAUCUCGGUUCCAGACCAAUAGGCAGUGGUGAAUUAAAGGAAGACUGGCCAAUCAUCUGCCGAUCCUUGUAAGGACUGUCUUUCUAUGCAUAUAAAUCAAGCAACCAAAUAUCUGUAGCCAUUGAAAUGUCUGACUAGAAAUAUUUAUAUUGGAUUCUCAAUACAAAAUGUCCCUGUGGUAGAAACCUUAUGCCUGGUACAGUUUCAUUCCCAAGUGUACUGUCUACCAGGAAAGAAAAAUCUAAUAAAAAAUGGAGUAUGAACAUUAAA